UUAGGCGAACGAGUUAAUCGAAUUAGCUGUGAGCCGAAAAGGAAAGGCGAGAAGAAGAGUGGAAGUAUAUAUGGUAAUUGAAGAGAGUGGUGUCGUGCCGUUCCCAGCACUUUAAUUACAAUAUUUUUUAAACUUCAAUUACUGUAAUUAUGCUAAUGAGUUGAAAAAAUUAAAAUGCAAUCUCAUAAUUAAUUCGAAAAAAUUAUUUGUUAGUGCGCAUAAAUUGUGCAAGAAUAAAUAAAUUAAAUACUUUUAGUGCAUUAAAAUACGAAUAAAUGUAUAAAAGGAAAAUGGUGAAUACAAAAAUAAAUUAAUAAGUGGAAACAGUGCGAAAAACAACAACAAACGCAAGAGAGUUAACAAGUAAUUAAUUCAAAAGUGGAACGUUGCCGUCAACGCAGCAAAAAUUAAUAAUUAAACAAAGUGGCUGAGGCGGCAAAUAGCAAGAGAAGUGUGCAACAAAAGUCUGUUUUACACAAACAAUAAUAAAAAUGCCAACGAGUGUUUAAUUAAAUAGCAAAUAGUGUGAUAUAUGUAUGUGUGUUUAGAGAGUGAGCGAAAGUGUGCAAAAAUAGCGGCUUUAUUUAUUAAAUCUGCAUAUAUAAACGCAAGCUGGCAACACUAACACAAAUUAACGGCAGAAGAAAGUGCACAAACAAACAAACAUCACGAAGACGGCAGCGCAAGCAAGUUCAAGCUAAAUGAAAGGUGCAAAAAUAAAUUCGCCGGAAGCAGCAACAACAACAACAAGAGCAACAGCGACGUCAGCAGCCAGUGUGCUUAAGCGGCGACAACCCGAACUAGAAAGGACUCAGCGUUAAACCCUAAUUGCCUUGACUCGCUUGUCGACGCAACGCACGUGAGAGCACAUGCAUAUGCACACAAAUACAUACAUACAUACAUAAGUAAACAUAUGUAAACACACAUACAGGCGCAGUCAUGCUGUGAGUUCGUUGGACAACUCGGCUUGGCAGCUGUGUUGUGGCGCAAAACCAGUUUCUUGCAAGCAGCAAAGUUUAAAGACAUUCUGUUGAUUAAGCGGAAAGUUUAAAACAGCAACAACAAGAAAAAGCUCAGAAAAAUACUUACAAAGUAUGUGUGUAAUAUAGUCGGCGACAUGUGGUUCUCGCUGUAUCUUUGUUCGUGUAAGUUAGGUCGUCGUAAAAUUGCUAGUUGUGUGGUUCACUGAGCAAACAACAAUAAUAGUAACAACAAUAGCACACCUAUAGGUGACAAACUUAGCAACAACAUUUCAACUUUAACCUCGGCAAAGUCAAAAGAGCGCUACAAAAAUGAACGCAGCACAGAGUGGCGGCCACACGAGCAGCUCGAUGGGCAAGAAGGGCUCGCAAAUGGAGGAGCUGGUUGCCAUCUCGCCGGAACGACGUAAUUGGCGCGGCAUAUUUAUAGCCUUGCUGGUAAUAGCAGCAGUCUUCAGUCUCAUAAUUUUCUCAAUUUUCCUACUGUCGCCAGAGGAUGAAGGGUUGCGCAUACGCGGCCGUCACAUGGUGCUGCCUGACAUUUUAGGCAAAAGUUUGCAGUGGAAGCCCUUCAACGGCACUUGGAGUAGCGACAUUGAACUAAUAUACCGUGACCCCACGGGCGGCUUAUCGAUAUUAAAUCUAGACAAUUACACAACGAGGGUCCUAAUGACCAACUCGACAUUCCGCCAACUGAAUGCUGAAUCGUUUCUUGUAUCGCCCGAUCAGAAGUAUGUGCUACUGCAGUCCGACAGCAAUGCGGAAGGCUCGAGACAUCACGUUUACGAGGUACAAACAGCAAACACCUUCCCGUUGGGUCCAACGGAGAACAUAGCAGAACCGCCGCGCCUGCAAUAUGUGACAUGGGCGCCCAACGUCCCACCCGCGGCAACCACAACAAGCACCACCACCACCACAACAACAGCAACCAGCACAACAACUACAACGCGAGCGCCAACCAACACAACAACAUAUGCGGCACGUACAGCGGCCAGCGCUGCGACAGCGAAUGCCGUGAAUGCCUCGAGUGGUGGCAGCAUCUUGCUGAGCAGUUUGGCGGGUGCAGCGACCGGUGGCGGUGUGGGCAAGCCGCCGCCGAGUAAUUUCCAAUAUCCAAAUGGCGGCGCGGUAAAAGCGUUUCCACAAAAUCAGGCAAUCGCCUUUGUGUACGAGAACGACAUCUACUACAAGCCGAAGGUUCAAGGCGAGCUAGUGUGUCGCAUUACAACAACAGGUCGCGCUGGCAUCGUCUACAAUGGCAUCCCGGAUUGGACGUAUGAGAACGUGCCGGAGCUGAAUGGGCGCAGCAGCGGUCUCGCCUUCUCACCGGAUGGUCUAUUUUUAGCGUUUCUCACAUUCAACGACAGCGAUGUGAAUGAAUACAAAUACACCUGGAUGGGCGACGACAUCAAGUACCCUGCUGUGCUAACACAACGCUACCCCAAGGCAGGCGAAAUCAACCCGAAUGUCACCGUGAAUGUGGUAAACCUCUCCGUCCUCAAAUAUAUCUUCCCCACACAAAUCAAACUUCCAGCCGAUUUAUCGAAUGGUAGCUACAUUGGCGCGCUAACUUGGGCCACACCCAUCGACCUAUCCGUGACGAUUACCAAUCGUGGUCAAACUAAGGCGACAACGGUGGUUUGCCGCGCACCGGACUUCCAUUGCCAUCCCGUGCACACAGAGGUAACAGUUAACGAUGGCUGGGUGUUACCAGCCGAGCGUCCCAUAUUUUCUGUACACAAUAGCGUAAAUCUCAAACGAAACCAACAACAAUUGCUUGUCAAUGGGCUUAAUGGCAACAACAGCUACCACAAUGUGAGCAACGGUCAGACCACUUAUGAGAUCUCACAUGGCGGCUAUCUGCUCAAGCGUCUUCCGGUGCGUGAUGGUGAACACGGACAUUUCCGACAUGUGGUUUUCAUCUCCUCGUUGGAUCGCCGACCAGUGCCACUCACAAUGGGACGCUUCGAAGUCACCGAGCUUUUGGGUUGGGAUGAAGCUCAUGAGAUUGUCUACUUUAUGGCGGCGCCCGAGAAACGUCCGGGUGAACGGCACCUCUAUAAGAUCAGUCUCAAAUUAAAUGAGACGCAGAGCAAUCGCGCGUAUAUAACUUCAACACAGCCGACAUGCUUGACCUGCGACAACACCAUAUCCACUUUUCGUCUAUCUGCACAGGGUAUACUUGUAGAGGACGCUGAUAACCGCAGCGAUGACGAAACUGAGUGUUACUAUGAUAUACCAAAGAACUGUCUUUACAAUAAAAUCUACUUCAGCAAAGACUACUCGCACUAUGUGCAAGAGUGCCUGGGACCGGAGUCACCCAGCGUCUACAUGGUGGAGACACAGAGCAACAUGAAGACAUAUAUACUUAACGCGGGUCACAGCUUGCGAUACCGUUUGCAGCAGCUCGCCUUGCCACAAAUACGUACGUUCAGCGUAGAGAUACGGCACGGCUUCCACGCGCAAGUCCGUCUCUACCUGCCGCCAGGAAUGCGAGAGGACGAAGAGGUCGCCUUUCCGCUCAUACUGCACAUCAACGCGGCACCGGGUUCACAGCUGGUCACCGAAAAGUAUCAAGUGGAUUGGAACUGGUAUUUGAGCAGUCAACGCUCCAUGAUUGUGGCGCAAAUUGAUGGACGUGGCAGCGGAUUUCAGGGCGAGCUCCUGCGCACACAGGUGCACGGCAAGCUAGGCACCGUCGAAGUGGAAGAUCAACUGGGCGUAUUAACCUACCUGCGCGAUAAUUUGAAAUUCAUUGAUCCAUCACGUAUUUGCGCCUACGGCUGGGGUUACGGCGGCUACGCGGCCACCAUGACGCUCAUCGAUGACUCGCACCAAGUGCUGCAAUGCUCUGUGGCCGUCAACCCGAUUGUCUCCUUUGGCUAUCACUACUCAUUUUUCACCGAACGUUACAUACCGCUGAAGGGCGACUACUUGCGCGCUCUGCAGGAGGCUGACUUGACCAUGAAGGCUGGCAAUAUUAAGGGUCGCAAUUUGAUGUUGAUACAUGGCACGGCGGACAGAUUAGUGCAUCAGGAGCACACGUUGAUGUUGGUGCGAGCGCUGGUGGAUCAGCAAGUCAAGUUCAGACAUCAGGUCUAUCCCGAUGAGGAUCACGCGAUGACGAAAUCACUUAGUCACGUCUACAAAACCAUGGAAUGGUAUUUCGAUGAAUGCUUCGGCCCCAAUGAUGACAGCGAAUGGGAUCCGACGGGAUUGUUUGUGUUCAAACAAUAAUUAAUCAUUCACAGUGGUGAAGGGAUUUAUUUGUAGAAGCAGGUGCUAAGUAGUUGCAUAAAUUAGUGUGAUUAGAGAUUCUAUAGGAAGCACAAGAAAAAAUUGAAGCAAUUAAGAAGAACACUGCGUUGCAACAACAAAGUUCAUAUGCAUGUAGUUGAGCGUUAAUGGAGUACGUUGAGUAUAUACGAGUAUGUGCACAUAUGUCGGUGAGCAAAACUAAGAGAGUUUGAGUACUCGUUUAUUGGCCUGUAGAUUUUGUGCGAAGCGGCACAGGGGGCGCGAUCUUAAUUAGGAAAAUUCAAGUUUUUUGCAUUUUUGAACGAAAAUAAUAUUACAAAUUAGUUUUUAUAUUUGAAGGCUUAGCAGAAACAUUAAGCUAAAUAACAAAGUUGAUUAGAAACAAAGCUUAAAUUAUAUAAAACUAUAUGUAAGUGGGUAUGUGCAGCAAAAAUUAUUUUAAAAAAAAAAAAUUAUUUAAUUAAUUAAUUGAAAGCUAUCAGAAAGCAAACGAAUUGUGAAGGAGUAAACGCAAACUGCAAGUAACGUGAUUAAUUUGUGCGACUGAUUAUUGAAAUAUGCGUAAACACAUUUAAUGAGCAUAAAAUGAACAUUUUAAUUAACAAAUUCAAAUUGAAAUAAAGCAUAUGAAAAAAAGAAUACAAAAUAAAAUUUAAAAUAAUAAAAAAUAAAAUACAAUAUUAAUAAAAAAUUAUGAUAUUAAAUUAUGAUAAUGAUUAAAAGAAAAAUUAAUUAAACUAAGUGAUUGCAUUGAGUUAACGGUUUAUCAUAUUUAAAGUAAAUUAUAUAUAAAUUAAAUGUAUUUACUAAUUUUUUAUACUCGUUCAAGCGCGCGUGCCACAGUCGAUUACACGUGCGCGCAACAAAACAUAUGAAUAUAAUAUUUAUUUACGGUAUUUUUGCAUAAACAAACAUGCAUAAAAUUUAUAUAAAAAAAAGAAUUAUAUAUAUAUAUAUGUAUGUAUAUUUCAUAUUUAUUUAAUGUUAAUAUGUUGCGAUAUUUAUUAAGUGUAUCAUUAAAUGUACUGUUAUGUGUAUUUAUAGGUGUACAUAUGUAUAUGUGAAACGCUCAAGGCAGCGCACUUGUAUAUGUGUGUGUAUAUGUUAAUUCAUUAUACCGUUAUUCACAAAAUGAAUUAAAAUUGACUGAAUGUUAUUUUUUAUAUGUAUAUGUAUGUAUGUAUGUAAUUAAUUGAAAUGCAUAAGUUUAUGAAAAUUAACAUUUUUUAGCUUUAAAGCGUGUAUUAUGAUUAAAUUAUGUAUAUUAACUAAGUUCGAGCAGUCAGAUAAUAUAUAUGUUAAAUUCGGUGUUAAAUAUGUGGAUAUGUGCAUUAAACUUUUUCAACACGAUUGCCGUGAAUUAUAUGGCAUUAUAUGCGCGUACUCGUGUAUAUAGUUGCUAAACUGCGUAAAAAAAAAUCUUUUUCAUUUUAUACUCUGAAAAGUUGGUUGGUAGACACUUCAAAAAAAUUCUUUCCAAGUAUGAGCACUUAAUAGUAAUAGGAAGAUACUCCGCUACUCAGUUUCCUAUUUUUUCAUGGUGAAGUACCAACAAAUUUUUGAAAACAAAUUUUAAAAAAAAUCGAUUUUUUUGACCCACACUAAUAAGUAUAAAAGUAUGUUGAGUAUUAUACAAAAUUUAUAAUCCUUAUAUAUGAUUUUUUUGUAUUUGGAAAAAAGUAAAUAUUUUUAAAUCACGUUCAACAUAAUAUUUAAGUAAGUCAUACAAAUUUGUAUUUAUUUGUAAUAUUUUGUUCAUUUUUUAUGUACAUAUAAUUUGUAAAAAAAUAUUUUAAUAGUACAUAGUAAAAUUGGUUAACAGACUACAAGCUUACAACUAUUAUGUUAACAACAUACUGCAGCUUUUUACAUACUGUGGAGAAGCCGGUAAUUUUUACAGCUAUGUUAUUUAUCUUCUAAUAAAAAGAAUAAUCUUAGUUCGAAUAUAUUUUGUUUUUGUUACAAAUAUUUCAAGCAGUCCAUGGUCGCCCAGCAGCUU
Molecule: messenger RNA, 6237 nt
Organism: Bactrocera oleae (olive fruit fly)
Lineage: Eukaryota; Metazoa; Arthropoda; Insecta; Diptera; Tephritidae
Product: inactive dipeptidyl peptidase 10
Biological process (GO): proteolysis
Cellular component (GO): plasma membrane
Molecular function (GO): serine-type peptidase activity
Source: RefSeq, a predicted model, not a curated record